This is a messenger RNA of Eufriesea mexicana, 1941 nucleotides long. RefSeq names its product dim gamma-tubulin 6. Gene Ontology annotation, cellular component: HAUS complex; mitotic spindle microtubule. Lineage: Eukaryota; Metazoa; Arthropoda; Insecta; Hymenoptera; Apidae. Gene Ontology annotation, biological process: spindle assembly. Gene Ontology annotation, molecular function: microtubule binding. The record is from RefSeq and is a predicted model, not a curated record. The transcript has 8 exons. Bases 1 to 1941 code for a protein of 646 amino acids.
AUGGCCGUAAGUGUAUCUUUUCAUCGUAAUGUACUUUUAUUAUCUCAAGUAAUUCAACCUAGUGACGAGUUCAAAAAACAUUUUCGUGAGGGUAUGUUUGACAAACCCAACACAACAGGCUUUUUACAUACUUCACAUUACUUACUAACAAUAUAUGAUUCAGAACAUUUUAAAAAAUUAAUUGAAUGGCCUGUCAUUUGCAAAAAAACUGAAGCUAAAUAUCGGAACAAUGUUAAAGACUAUUUAACAAUUAUAUCUAUGGAAAAUCCUGAUAUUGGUUUUCCAAAUAUUCUUAUGUCCCAUUUAAUUCAUGCAGGUGGAAGUAAAUUUACAAUCAUUAUGUGGAAAUUAUCUCAAGUAGUUUUAAGAAGAUAUAUUGUCCGUGAAACUACAUAUAAUGUUGCAUUUGCACCACAAGCAGGAAGUAAAGGAAAUUUAGCAAAAAAAUUUUUACAAAAGACCAAUACAAAAAUUGAUUCUAAUAUUUUAAAUGAAUACAAAAGUUUGUCAAAAGUAAAAAAUACAACUAAAUUUGUUUUGGAGAAAGAAAAAGAAACACUAAGUAAUAUUAUUGAAAAAAUAUUUGAGAAAGAGCAAUUAAUUACAAAUCUUACACAUACAGCACCUGUGCAUCCUUCAAUUAAAAAAUGUUUAAGAGACAUAAAUAAUGAAGAAGUAAUAAAAAUGUGGAAAAUGAAUAUAAAUAAGGGUAUAAAUCAAAUACAAAUAAAAAAUGCAAUUUUAAGAAAUAUAGAACAGCUUGCUUAUAAAGUGAAUAAUAUAGUAUUAAACAAUAAUAGUGACAUUAAAAUGUUAAAUGCAGAACAGUUACAAAAAAUAAAUCAUUUAAAGAUUUCAGAAUUAUUUCCUCCAAAUAUCCAAUGUCUUCUAUUUCAAUUGUAUAAGGAUGACAAAAUAAUAUUGAAUAAUUUAAUUUUAUUAUUUAAUUUUCUUUUCAUUCAAUUAGAACAACAAUUGAAAGUAGAUAUUUUAGAAGACUUUUCAGAAUGUUUGUUACAAAUAGAGGCUAAUACUAAAAAUAUAAAAACAGCAUUCAAUAUAAUACAAACAUAUCUAGUAGAUAUUACAAAAAUAAUAUCAGAAACACAAAAUAAUUUGUGUCAAAAAAAUAUAAUACAAAUUCAUGACGAUGCUGUAUUUCCCAUGAGUAAUAUGCUUAUGUUAUCACCUCUUAUAAAAAUUAAUAUGAACUAUAAUGAUGAAGAAAGCGAUCUUCAAAAACGAUUACAAUUAACGCCAGUAGAAGCUACACAUAAGUCAUUGUUUUCAAGAUACGAACGUUUAAAACAAAAUCACACAUCACAUGAAACAAAACUAAGAGAAAAUUUAUUAGUAUCACGAAUCAAUUUUGAUGAUACAAUUGGAAGUAUAAAUGAUGGAAAACAAUUUUUACAUAUGGAUAUGGUGGCAUCCAGAAAGUAUUUAUUAUCUUUCAAACAAGCAGAAAAAUAUUCACGGCUAUUUUCUUCCCGUAUAAAAAGAAAUAAUAGAGCAGCAAAUUCAAGCAUGGUAUCUUUACCGUGUUCUUCAAAAGCACAUUCAACUGUACUUGCAAAUGCAACUGAAAAAAUGCACGAUAUAUCAGAACUUAAUUUAGAUAUUUCAACAAAAAGUCUCUGUAACUUAAGUGCAGAAUUUACUACUCCAAAAAAUUUAAUUAUCGAACAAGAUAAAUCUGAAAAUAUAUCAAAAAUAGAAGAUAUAAUGAAUGACUUUACAAAUAAAGCUGAUGUACUCAACAUAUGCGAAAUAGAUGUAGAAAUUAAAAAUAAUAUUGAUAAUAAUAUCAUUGAAACUAAACAAGCUAAACAAAACAGACGUUCAAUUGGAGAUUUAGUUGAACGUUAUAAAAAAUUACUUGAAGCGAGUAAUCGUACACCAAGUCCUAAAAUCAGAUAUGUAAGGUGUAAAAAUAAAUAG